AUGUGCCUGUCAUCCUAUCAGUCGGUAGUACAGCUCACCGACCCACUCAGACCUGAACACCUGAAGACGAUUGAGCUCUUCUGGAACGAUGUCGGCGUGCAAAUAUGCUCAAAACGCCGAAAUGAGUUUAAUUUAAUGGACUCGUCGGUGUACUACAUGGCCAGACUGGAGGAGAUACUGACAGAUGGCUAUGUUCCCACAGUGCAAGAUAUCCUCAGGGUGAGAAUUCCAACUAAUGGCAUCAACGAGUACACCUUUUCCCUUGAUACAAUCAACUUUCUCAUCGUCGACGUCGGUGGUCAGCGAACUGAACGUCGAAAGUGGAUUCACUGUUUUGAGAACGUCACCUCCAUAAUCUUUCUCGUUGCGCUCAAUGAGUUUGACCAGGUUCUCUCUGAUAGCAAUGUUGUCAAUCGUCUAGAAGAAUCAAAAGCCCUCUUCAAAACCAUCGUCACUUGUGAAUGGUUUCGCCACUCAUCCGUCAUUCUCUUUCUCAACAAGUACGACCUGUUUGAGGACAAAAUUCUCUACGGCCCCAACCGAUUGUCUGACUACUUUCCCGCCUACUCUGACGGCGAUCGUGAUCCAGCCGCGGCGGCCGAUUUCAUUUUGGAACUAUUUUACCAGGCGGUAGAUCUGACUGUGCUGCGAAAGCGAGUCGUCUACAGUCAUUUCACAUGCGCCACAGACACACGAAACAUGAGGGUGGUCUUCCAGGCAGUCAAGGAGACCAUUCUCGAUCAGAUGCUCUGCAAGGAGAUACAAAUCUUUUGA
Rhagoletis zephyria (snowberry fruit fly) is the source of this 774-nucleotide messenger RNA. Lineage: Eukaryota; Metazoa; Arthropoda; Insecta; Diptera; Tephritidae. The record is from RefSeq and is a predicted model, not a curated record.